CGGACACACAGCGGGAGAGCCAAGCGGCAAGUCGGGAUCUUCUUCCUUCUCGCUCGUUUGCGCUUUGGGGGAUCAACUUUGCCUUAAAAAGUUCGCCAUUGAACAAGCUCUUUUAUUUUGGAACUUGCGCCACCGAAGUGUUGUUGGGUUUUUCUUUAGCGCGCGCAAUGGCACCGCGCGUCCUUCGCCUCUUUGCGCACCUCCACGCGGAGCUCCAGACGGGCGGAGAGCGAUAAGAAGAACACGCGUGGAGCGGACAACCUUGUGCGUGUGGAUACAACGCCUCGUUUUCAUGUAAAAGCUCGUCGCUUUUAUUUUGGAGGAGUCUACCGACCUGUGGUUUUAGCGGCUCCAGAGCGCACCUGUCUGACUCAACCAUGUUGUCCUGUGGGAAAUACUGCCUGCUUCUGGUCCUGCUCACCAAAAGUAACCUGGCCGACCAAGGAGUCUCAAAUCAAGUGAUUCUUUUGGACACCACGGCAGUGCUGGGGGAACUGGACUGGAAAACCUAUCCCAUCAAUGGGUGGGACGCAAUCACCGAGAUGGAUGAACAGAACCGACCGAUUCACACCUUCCAAGUUUGCCAUGUCAUGGAGCUUAACCAAAACAACUGGCUUCGAUCCGGAUGGAUCCAACGGCAAGCCGCGCAGAGGGUAUACGUGGAGCUUCGUUUCACUCUGAGGGACUGCAACUCCAUUCCUUGGGUGUCGGGAACUUGUAAGGAAACCUUCAACCUGUUCUACCUGCAGACCAACGAACCGUUGACUUCUGGGACGCGAUUCCGGCCCACCGACUACGCCAAGGUCGAUACCAUCGCAGCAGAUGAGAGUUUUACUCAGACGGAUCUCGGCGAUCGCGUUCUCCGUCUCAACACCGAAAUCCGGGAGGUGGGGCCGUUGACACUGAGGGGUUUCUACUUGGCCUUCCAGGACGUCGGAGCUUGUAUUGCUCUCGUCUCUGUCAAGGUGUUCUACAAACGCUGCCCGUCCACUUUGCGGAAUCUGGCGGUGUUUCCUGAUACGGUUCCACAUAAGGACUCUUCCUCUCUGGUGGAGGUGAAGGGAGCCUGUGUGGAAAACGCCGAGGAGAAAAACCCGCCGAAAUUGUACUGCGGUGCCGAUGGAGACUGGUUGGUGCCUCUGGGUCACUGCGUGUGCAGCAUCGGACACGAGGAAAUGGACGGCUACUGCCAGACCUGCAAGCCCGGUUUCUUCAAGGCGUAUGCGGGCAACACGAAAUGCUCCGAGUGCCCUCCACACAGCGCCAGCCACGACCAGGCCGCCACCAUGUGUCACUGCGAAAAAGGCUUCUACAGGGCUGUCAAGGACCCCUCCACCAUGGCGUGCACAAGGCCUCCAUCGGCACCCAGGAACCUGGUGUCUUUAAUCAACGACACGGCCCUGUUCCUGCAGUGGAUGCCUCCGAGCGACUCGGGCGGCCGCAGCGACAUCACCUACAAUGUCCUGUGCCAGCGUUGCGACGGCGGCGGCGGCGGGAUGCAAUGCGGCCCUUGCGAGCCGGACCUGAGAUUCAUCCCACGGCCGCUGGGUUUGAGCGGGAUCUCGGUGGCCAUUUUGGAUUUUGCCACGCCGGCGAACUACACCUUCCUGGUGGAGGCUGUGAACGGCGUGUCUGGGCUGGGCGUGGCUGCACGUGCGCUGAUUAACGUUACGGUCAACACCCACCAAGCUGGUCCGGCUCUGGUGGGUGUCAUCAAAAAGGACUGGUCCUCUGAUAACAGCAUCGCCCUCUCGUGGACAGAAGAGGAACAUCCACCAUUGGACAUUGUCGACUAUGAAGUCAAAUACUAUGAGAAGGAACAAGAGCAGCUGAGCUACUCGUCUACACGGACAAAGCAUCCCAGCGUGGUGGUGACGGGGCUCCGACCCUCGACCGUCUACGUCUUCCAUGUGCGGGCUCGAACAACCGCCGGCUACACGGCAUACAGCUCCAACUUUGAGUUCUCCACCGCAGCGGAAGAUCCCGAUGUGGCUGAUCAGGGCCAAGUGUUGGUCGUUGUCACCGCAUCGGUUGGCGGCUUCUCACUCUUGGUCAUCCUCACCCUGUUUCUUCUCAUAACCGGACGGUGUCAAGGUUAUAUCAAAGCCAGGAUGAAGUCACAGGAAACCCGCAGGACACGAUUCCGCAGUGGCCACGUUCCAUUCUCCGGAAUAAAGACUUAUGUGGAUCCGGACACGUACGAGGACCCCACUCAGGCUGUGGAGGAAUUUGCAAAAGAGAUAGACCCCUCAUCUAUAUGCAUCGAUCGGGUGAUUGGCACAGGGGAAUUUGGAGAGGUCUGCAGUGGUCGUCUGCGCAUACCUGGAAGGCUGGACAUCACCGUGGCCAUCAAAACCCUGAAAGGCGGCUACAUGGAGCAUCAGCGGCGAGACUUUUUACGCGAAGCGUCAAUCAUGGGGCAGUUUGACAGCCCCAACAUCAUCAGACUCGAGGGCGUGGUCACCAAAAGCAGGCCGGUGAUGAUCGUGGUGGAGUACAUGGCAAACGGAGCGCUUGACUCUUUCCUACGGGCGCGUGAAGGUCAAUUCACGGUGCUCCAACUGGUGGGGAUGAUGCGCGGCGUGGCCGUGGGCAUGGCCUACCUCUCAGACAUGGGUUACGUUCACAGAGACCUCGCCGCUCGCAACAUUCUGGUCGAUGCCAACUUGGUGUGUAAAGUGUCCGACUUUGGCAUGUCCAGAGUCAUGGAGGACGACACGGAGGCCACCUACACCGCCUCGGUGAACGUGAGCGUGCGAUUAGAGUUACCCGCGGCUUAUCUAACUCCCUCUCAAGGUCCGCAUCCUCAAAUGAUUAUUCAGUCGUACUUUUAUCAUCAGGGAGGAAAGAUACCCAUACGCUGGACGGCACCAGAGGCCAUCGCGUAUGGAAAGUUCUCCUCGGUCAGCGACGUUUGGAGUUUUGGUAUCGUCAUGUGGGAGGUGAUGUCGUACGGCGAGAGGCCUUACUGGGAGAUGUCCAAUCAAGAUGUCAUUUUAUCAAUGGAGGAGGGCUAUCGAUUACCCGCUCCGAUGGGCUGUCCCGUCACGCUGCACCAGCUGAUGUUGCACUGCUGGCAGAAGGAGCCGGCUCAGCGGCCACGAUUCAACAAUGUGCUUUGUUUCCUGGACAAACUCAUCAUUAACCCCAGCGGGCUCCUCACUCUGGUGAACGAGUCACUCAGUCUUGUAGGUGCAGCACCAUCUGCUGGAUCUGCGUGGUCACUGCAUCACAUUGCCCCGAUGGAAAUGGACUGUAAUGGCGAAAAGAGAAAAGCGUUAUUAUCAGAUUUCCCCGAUUCUCCCGACGAUUUGCCCGACUACCCUCUCUUCAUCUCCAUCGGAGACUGGCUUGAUUCCAUCAAAAUGAGCCAGUACAAGAACAACUUCAUUGCAGCUGGAUAUACAACGCUGGAUUCCAUUUCCACAAUGAGCAUCGAUGACAUCAGGCGAAUCGGGAUCUGCUUGAUCGGGCACCAGAGGCGGAUCAUAAGCAGCAUCCAAUCUUUGCGUCUGCAGUUUCACCGUAUCCAACGUAGCGGCUUUCAAGUGUGAGGUCUUCACACAAAAGCCAGACUGUGUGCAGACAUUGGAUGGAUGGAUUGAUCGCACACCAGAUGGAGGAAGUGUCACACACUGCCGACGAGAGCAAUCGGGAGCUUGACAACGUGGAGCCAGGUGAACACGUCACGCCGUCACCGAUGUCGGCCGCUCCACCACGACGAACCUCACUUGCAAUCUCGAUAACUCAGCAAACAAGACUUGCGAUCUUUCCCACCAGUGUUGAUUCAAGUGCCAGUCGAUGCCUCCACUCUUCCCAAGUGACAAUCCAAUGGUUGCUUUCCAUUGAAUGGUCUCAAAUUGGAUACCUCAAGACCAGAGAUCAUGUGGAGAGAACAUUAUGUCAUGUAUCAUUUUAAUAAGAAAUUCUAUUGCCGGUUUAAAUAUUUCACCGGGAAGUGUCAAAAUGGUCCCAAUCACAAUCCUCUUUUUGAACUGAAGACAAGUGAAUGUCAAAAGAUUUUAUAGAAACGUGUUCUAUCUUCUUGGUAUUGCAAAGUGUGUCUUGUACUGAAAGUCACGUGACAGCUGUAUGUUUCUUCCUUAAUAAACAAGUCUAUUUUAA
Messenger RNA from Syngnathus typhle (broad-nosed pipefish), 4125 nucleotides. RefSeq names its product ephrin type-A receptor 6-like. The coding region runs from base 378 to 3554 and encodes 1058 amino acids. Gene Ontology annotation, molecular function: transmembrane-ephrin receptor activity; ATP binding; protein binding. Lineage: Eukaryota; Metazoa; Chordata; Actinopteri; Syngnathiformes; Syngnathidae. Gene Ontology annotation, biological process: protein phosphorylation; axon guidance; cell surface receptor protein tyrosine kinase signaling pathway. The record is from RefSeq and is a predicted model, not a curated record. Gene Ontology annotation, cellular component: neuron projection; plasma membrane. The transcript is spliced from 20 exons.